CCAAGCGUUUAUUUUUCAAAUAUUUCACACGUGCCAAGGGUGUGGGCUUCAAAUAGGUACCUAGGUUAAAUAAAAUCGUGCAUAACUGCCCACUAAUAGGUAACUUAUAUCGUCGUAUUCUAAUUAGAUUAAUAAUAGUAAAGUCUUAUCUACUAGAAUUAGUAGGCACCUAAUUAAGCCGUUCUUGUAACUAAAUAAAUAAAUCGAGAGAGAUCUACUCGUAGGACUCCUUAGAAACUUGGUAUGGUACUUAGAAUGUAGGGGACCCCCUUCUCUAUCUCGAUUGCUAUGUAGUUUGCCUAGGCGGAAAAGCGGUAAACAUUUGACCACUGUCACUACAAUCUAAUAGAAGAGGCAAAAACCCCAUAGCAUAAUUUCUAAAAAACGUUUGCAGUUGUAUUAGAUAGAUAGACGCCUGAUAAUAUUAGCCUCUUAAAACCAGGUCCAUGUUUAAAACCUCGGUUGACUCAUUUUGUUUCUUAUCUUAUCUAACACAAGGGAUAGAUCGGUAUCUUUCUAAGUUUUAUCACCCAAAAUAAUAAUCUAGAUCUCUUCGUGUCAAGCCGAGGGAAAGAAAAUGUGACACGAGAGGGUCAAAGAAGCAAAGUUCACGACUGAUAGCGAUUCUUAUUAAAACUGUGUGUACAUUAAGUAAUAUUAGGUAUUAAAAAGUGUACCUUUCCUUAAAUAGAACCUAAUUGUAACCCAUUCUCCACAUGCAUAAAUAAAUCAUUUCAUUUCAUUACCUUUACUGUGCUCCGUAUAUUGAAGAAUACAACUUAUAAAUUGGUGCACAAUUGUUUUACCAAGUCUCUUGAAAAACUUAGCGUUUGAUGAAACUACCGAAACACGAACAAAGUAUAGUAUUUAGAUUCAUUCAUAUACCCGCUUUCCACUUUCUUUCACAUACUUACUAAAAACGAAAAAAGUAGAAAACCGGUAACAGGUAAAGAAUUCCAGACAUUUUAUAACUGUUUUACCGUAGUAGGUAAAAGCAAGUUGGGUACAAAUGAUGGUAUGACAUGACUUUGGGUAAUUAUUAGUUACCAAUAGGUACUUUUCAAUCGUAGGUAAUGACUAAUGAAUGAAUAUCGAGGAUUAUUCGAACUCCAUGUUUCAUAACCGGAUCUGUGACGUGACGUAUUUCUUGUGAUGAAUUGAUGAUCAUUUCAUUUUCUUGCCUACCUAAACAUCAAUAGCUAAGAAAACACGUACUGUAUUUUGUAAUGCAGAAAAACGGGGUCACGAAUAUCAACGUACGACGUACCUACCUAAUCAUAAAUUAAAAUCAAUUUAAGCACGUCGCGAAACACUAUCUUCUGCUUUUGCAAUUCACUUGACACACGUCUGACGUUUUUGGUAAAAACUUUUUACCCUGUCAAUUUGUCUUUUGACGACCAACCUGAACUUCGUGCUGGCAGGAAUACUGAAACAAAAGACGUCAACGGAAAAAUAAGCGCACAUUCGAGAACUCUCGUGUCAACUGAAAGAUUAUUAGAAGAUCGGCCGGCAUCACAGCGUGCUCCUUUGCAGAGUGCCGCUCCGCGAAUAGUCGAGGAAUCCGUCGUGUGGCGCUGCCGACGACGCUAGAGCGGUGGGGCGUGGGUUACCGACCGCGGCCGCGCGUCAAUCCAGUCGCCGUCCUGCCCGCGAGAGAACAGCGAAAAGGAAUCGACCAGCUGCACGCAAAAUGUGCAGCCACCAUUAUACCUAACCAACGCGCGGAGUGAUUAGGAUUAGUUUAUUUUAUAUUGUUAAUUUUUUAAACAGCUGCCAAAAUGGAUGCCGAGUACGACAAAAAGUUCGAGGAGAUGAAGCAGUACAUCCCUUUCCUGGAAAAGAUGAUUAAAAGACUGGAAAAUACACGCAGUGGUGCUGUGAAUCCACGGCAGGCUCAGCUGGACAAAAUACGAUCUCUGAGAGAUCUUUUACUGGAUAAGAAGAAAAGGAUGAAAAUGGACAACUUAUUAAAGUGUGAACAAGUUCUCAUCAAUUUGUACGCCAAAGUGGAACAGGGGAACACUUUACCGGGGAUUAAGCCUGCAUCUGAAGCCAUUGUUCCUGCUGACAAGACAGACUUAAAUUUAGCUCGAAAUAAACUCAAAACUGUAACAGCUAAAUCUCUUGAUCCAGAUACAUUACCCGAAAUAGCGCGGGCUACUGAAACUGAAGUCGGAUGCUCUGGCACCAAAGAACCGGCAUUGUUCCAGCGGAGGCCCAAUAAAGGUUCCCUUUCGCCGUCUAAAAAUUCUUCGAGUGAGAAAUCGCCAUAUAAAUCUAGCUCUAAACGAAACUACACGCGAGUUUUACAAUCCCCGGAACGAAGUGAAAGAUCAAGACUUUGGUCACCAUCGACUGGACCUCCUCGGGACGAAAAUCUUUUUAGCAGGAGAUCACCUCCAAGACCAUCACGUAGGCACUCUCCUUCUUAUCAUAAACGUGAAAGAAAAAAAUCGUCCAAAGAAUCUCAUCUACGCAAGUCAAAGGAUUUAAAUAUAACUUUAAAAGUUCCAGAAGAACGUUUGAAUUCUUUAAAUACAAAAGAUAUAUUAUCAAGGAUAAUUAAUUGCAGUGAACGAGAUGUCGAUAUAGCGACUUUACGUGAACUCAGAACGCAAAUACUCGGGGAAUUGAAACAGACUGGGGCAAACGAAGACAUUUCAGACUUGAUUUUAAAGUCGUAUAAAAAUAAGAAGACCAAAAAGAGCCAAUCGAAAAACAAAGCUGAUGUAGAAGAAGGAGAAUUAUCCGAUAGUGAAAGUGAAGCUAUAGAAAACAUUUAUGGGAAUUUAGUUGUAGUUGAAAAUGAUAAGACUAAAGAUACGCCCUCUAAUCAGAACAAAUCUGACUUGGAACAAGACCAAGUAUCGCGUAAAAUACAAAUUUGUCUUGUUAUAAAUUCCGAUAAAGAAGAAGCUUUACCAGAAUCCAGCCAAAUUCAAAAUGCUGCUAGUAAUCAGAAAAUAUGUGACCUAACCGACUUUGAAAUGUUUGAUGAUAAUAAUUGUGCCACCAAACCAACCGAUCGGAUUCGACCAAAACCACCUGAACCAGCCUACUCAACAAAAAAUAAAGAUGUCGUCAAAUCUGCUAGCCAAAAAACAAGUACAUCAUUGUCACCUGUAAAAUCUAACGAUAUGAAUUCUACAGGCAUAAUUUCAAUAAACGACGUUGAUAUUGAAAAGGAUAAGUCGGCAAAAUACACUGGUAAUAUAGAUAUGAAUGACUUUGAUAUUCAGGAAAAUUCAAAUAUUAAUACUUUGAAUGAGAAUCCUAAACCUGCACCGGAACCAGUUCCAGUACCAUUCAAGGUCAAUUUCUACAAUUCCAACAAUUCGGAUGCUAACGAAAUUAAUACACCAAGUGAUCACAAUGCGAAGAAUUCUCCAAAAAAAACAUUAGAUGCAUCUAGUGAGAAACUUCCAGAACUGAAGAAAUCUCUUGAUAAGUCAGAAGUGGACCAAGCAUCAGACAAAGGUUUAGAGACCGUGGGAAUAAAUAGCGAAACUACAAAAAAUACAAACAAAAACGUUAUUUCGACAGACAAGUCCAGUACGGAAUCUAUACCGAAACCAGAUGCUGAAAUUCCUUUACUCAAUGAGCCUACAGUACAGCCUGCAAAGAAAGAUAUAGUAUCUGAAAUCGAUAUUUUACAAGCAUUGAAAAACGAGAUACUAAGCGAUACCAUAUCCCUACCCUGUGCUGAAGCUAUUACACCAGCUUUACAUCAGCCCAAGGUCACAAAAGUUUCUAAUGCGCAGGAGGAACUACCAAAAAAGAGGAUUUCGAUAGAAAACUAUAAGAAAAAGUCUGUGUCUACAAAUAAACCUUCACUCUUUGUAAAAACCCCUAGAACGUCGGAGUCGAGAAAAGAAUCCAUGAAACUUCAAUCUUUGAAAUUAACUGAGAAAGAAGUCGAAAGGUUUAAUUUGAUCUCUAAAAUAGCACUAAGCGACGAUUCGGACGAUGAAAGAGAUACAGCCUUAAAAUCGCCAGAUGACGAGGACUUUGCUCCCAAGUCCCCCGAUAUGGACAUUACUGACGAUACCCUAGUAUCCCCACCCGUUAUAAUACCUGCCGAUCCUGUUAAAAUGGUUGUUGCAAACUCCAAGGCUGAUGUUGAUAUGCGACAAUUGCCCCCAUUAAUGUCUCCAAACACGAUGAGCCCAUUCGCGCCGUCGACUCCAAGCCAAGCUAAGAGCGAUGCUAUUCUCGAAGUACGAAAACCAGUGGAUAAACCAGAAGUAAAAAAGCCUGUAGCUCCAGUAGAUCCACGCAUCAGAAAGGAUGCUUUAUUACCUACGCCUCCUGUUGCUUACCCUAAUAUGACUCCAUCCCGAAAUCCUGCACCCAAUAUGACGCCAAACAGGGCGCCGAAUAUGACACCUAGCAGAACACCGAACAUGACCCCUGAUUCUAGGUCAUUUGACUUCAAUACAAAUAGGCCAUUCAAUAAUGAUGACAAUGGCCGUAAACACGUGUAUGCGCCUAUGUUUCCAGCUCAAGAUAAUUCUAAUGACCGAAAAUCUGUGUGGGAGUCCUCCGAGCGCAGUCCCGCUGAUACAUCUAGCUGGGAAAUGUCGAAUGCCGACAGAGAAAAAAAUUCUGGCCGUAAAUGGGACGAUCGAAACUCAAGAGGCAGCCAUCCACAAAGAGAUGGAGGGCCGAGGUCACGAUUUAACGAUCCUAAUUACGACACUGGUUAUAACAGAUCUAGAAAUGACAGAAAUAGUAGAGAUGAAUAUCAUAGACAGGAAGGGCAACAGCAGUCCAACUAUUAUUCAAGAUCCGACUGUCCAAGUACUCCUACACCUUCAUUUGGCAGAGGCGAUGCUCCUUCAACCCCGUCUCAUUACUUUGGCAGGUCUGAGUGUCCUCGGACACCGAGUCAUCCAUUCGGUAGAUCCGAAUCCUCCAAUCACUCAUUUGGAAUGUCCGAUCCGCCACGUACACCAAGUCAUCCGUUUGGACGUUCAGAGGCUCCUAUGACACCAAAUCAUCCCUUCGGAAGAUCUGACGCACCUAUGACGCCAAGUCACCCCUUUGGAAGAUCAGAAGCUCCAUUGACUCCCAGUCAUCCAUUUGGGAGAUCUGAAGCGCCUAUGACGCCCAGUCAUCCGUUCGGAAGAUCUGAUUACUCAUAUCCAAAUCCGAGCCCAAAAUAUGGCAAAGCUUCGCACGAUCCGAGAUUAAAUCGAAGCUACGAUAAUGAAGCAAAUAGUAGUAGAAGAGACUCCGGUUCGUACAAUGAUCGUAAUAGGUAUCAGAGAAACGAUCCCAGAAACUUUAAUAGAGAACAAAGUGUGCCCAGAAAUGAACCAAAACCUUACACUCCGGACCAGACUUAUAGAAGAGAUCAAAUGUCGUGUCGCGAAGCUAGUGUUGGACGCUCAGUGCCAAGUGAAAAUGAUAGAGAACGCUUAUAUUCAAGAGAUCGAAGUCGUGGUCCGGAUAAUUAUACCGAGGUGAGUUCGAGACGCCCAUUCCAACGUGAGCCCAGUGCGGGCCGGUCUAUGCCUGACUAUCGUGCGAGAGCUUCAAGUGUCGGAAGAAGUGUUAGAAAUGAAUUGUCAGUCGAAUCACACGCGGGACGUGCUUUUACGAUUGACACGAGCGUUAAUAGCACUUUUCAGAAAUUCCUUGAUUCGCACAGAAAUAAUGAUAAUAACUUUGAUGCCCGCAGACAACGCGCUUCGAGCGUAGGACGGUCAUUGGUGCGUGAGUCCAGUGUAGGCCGAGCUUUGCCGGCUAAUUCAUUCCAUAGAAUGGAAGACAAUAACAGAGAUAGAUUUAAGAGAGCACAAAGUGUAGGCAGGGAAUUAUCUACUACGAGAACUGAAAAGAGUUUUAAAGAUUUAAAAGCCGAAUUUGAGUCGUAUAGGAAUAACGACCGUAAAUUGAAUCAAGAUUCACAUCCAACAAAGUCUAAAGAUACCACGAACUCUCGUGAUCCUCGAAUUCGUAGGGACAGCUACGAUAAACAACCUGAUACUAAGCAUGGCUUGAACAGAACACAAGGUAGAGAAUCGUACGAGAAGACGAAAAAGUUUAACUACAGAGAUCCCAGACAACGCAAAGAACAGAAAUUGAAUGAGAGGUCUAAUUACUCACAUGACAGAAAACGCGCGGAAUCUCGCGAAAGGCACAGUUACGGUAUUUCUAGUGAUAGUGGAAUUAAAACCCCGACCAUCAGUUCAGUCAAAAAUUAUAAAAUUCCGAAAAUUAAACGACCUGAACCUGAGCCACAGCCGGUCGAACCCACUAAAAACAUAGCGGUCAAAAUCGAUAAGAAAUCAUCUCCAUCAGUAGUGAAAGACGAAAAGCAAAAACCCGCUGUACAGGCCAAGGUUGAGAAAAAAAUAAAAGAAGGUAAAAAGAAAACCGACAAUGCGUCCAACAAAACAACACACGACGAUAAACAUAAUUUAACUGCGAAAACUAAUAAGAAGGAAGACGAUGAAGAUAAAAACGAAUUAUGCGAAGCAAAGUCUGAAAAACGGGUCACAAGACGGUCUGGUCGAAAAAUCGAAGAAACUCCGUCAUCCGUGGAACCAGAAGAAGAGGUUGUUAAAGCUCGGCCACGCAGAGUAAAAAAAGUAGUUUAUGAUUCUGAUUCUGAUGAUUCUGAAAGUAAAAGUAACCCUGCUACUAAAAAUACUUCCCCUAAAAAGUCUCCGACUAAAAGUAAAACUAAAAGAAAUGUUAUACAGUCCGGUAAAAAUGUCAAUCCUCAGGAUGAUAAUACUGAAAUUAGCACUAAAGAAUCUUCUAGUAAAAACGAAAAUGCUAAUGAAGUUAAUGAACCUGAAGAUAAGUUGGAUAGCAGUUUUGGCCUUGAUGGAAUAGAUCUCUUUCCCGAUAAUAUUAUCAGUGAUCCAGUUCUAGACAAUAUUAAUUCACUUAUAGCAGAUCUUGACAAUGACCUAGCUACUUCUAAAUCAGGAGCGUGUAAUGAUCUCUUCAAUGACAUAAGCAUCGAAACGAUGUUAGAAAAAAUAACUAGCAGUCCUCUAAAGAAAGAAACAAAACAGACACUAGCUGAAACCACGGAGACUGUCGAUGCCCUUAAAACGGAAAGUAACAAAACUGUGUCUGAAAAUAAAGAUUUGUUUGAUAGUCUUAAAAUUGAAACCGAUAAAACAGACUGUGAAAAGUCUCUGAUAGUCGCUGGCGAUAAAAAGGAAGAAAGUUCUAAUCAAGUUACUGAUGAGCAGACCACCCGUUUAAGUUUGAUUUUAAAAGACACAGAAUCGCAAAGUGAUUGUCAAUCCAAAAUAAUUAGUCAAACCCAGGACAAAAAUGAUCCUGAACCCGUCGUGUCCACAUCGUUAAAUGAAGAAGAAUCUUCUAAAAAUGACCAAAGCUUAAUUAAUGAUAAAACUUUAGAUGGUCAGUCAACGCCAGAUAGCACAAAUGAAGCUGAAAAUAUGAGUCUAGAAUAUUCUGAACCAACAGGACACAAGCCAGACAGUACUAUUGAAAAACAAUGUGAAAUGAAUUCGGAUAUUUCAUCUACUCAUGAUGCUGAAAACAAGCCAACCAAAGACAAUGUCGAAACUCCUAAGGAUCCAGCUCCACAAAUAGAUUCCAUUGGUAGUUUGUUGUCAAUUUUACAAGAUAAGUCUAAAAUUAAAGAAUUGCUUAGUAUGCUUGGAGACCAAUCUGGUGAAAAUGAGAAAAUCAAAAAGAAGCUCGAGAAAUUAAGUGAAAUUGUUUCCGACGAAGAAGAUACAAGUGAUGAUAAAAUUGAGGAGAACACCUCAAACAUUAAGGCUUCAGAAGAUAACAGUGAAAUAGAACAUGCUAAGCAAGAUAACGAAGAGGAUGUAGAAAAACUAACACCAAAAGAUGAUACUGAGCCUCACCAACCUUUAGCAACAAAGACAUGCCAAUUGUCAGAUAGCAACCCUGAUGCUGAAAAUGAAGCUGGGAAAACAAAUGAUCACAGCGAAAGUAAGAUAGCAAGCGUAGAUAACAUAACGGAAAAUGUGAGCGAGGAAAAAAAUGUGGAAAGCCAGGUAGUAACUGAUUCAAUAGAAACUAGUCAGGUUCUUGAUGAAAAAGAGGUUUCCAAGGAGACAUUAACCGAGGAUAAUUCUGAACAUGAGGACAACAAUGAUGAAGAGGGCGUUAAAGAAUCAGGUAACGUACAAACUCGUAAAAAGGUUGUCAGAAGAGGACUAAAGAGAUUCAAGACUGGUAAAUUUAAGAAGGGUAAGCAGGUCAAGAGUGUUGGUGAGGAAAAACGCGUGACUAGAUCUGAAGCUGCUGGAUUACUGGCAAAGCCUAAACUGAAAAAACCUUCAAGAGAACUGAGACAGUUGCAGGAAUCUAUAAAGGAAAUGUUUGUAAGUGAUGCAAUCUUAAAUGCUACCGGUAUACGCAUGUGUCGCCUAGCUAAAAUGAUAGAUGAAAAAUCUGAAAAGAGCGACGACCUAGAAUCCAGCCAGUCCGAAGUCAGCCAGCCAGAACCGAACAAAGCGGAACCCAGAGUUGUUUUAGAAAAGGUCAAGAACAUUGAAGAAUCUGUUAUAGAGAAGCCAUUGCGUAAGAAACCUGGACCGAAGCCUAAAGGGAAACCUGCAAUAGUUAGUCCGGAUGAGAAAAAGAACAAAGAUGAGAAACCUUUAGUGAAAUACAAACCUGGCCCUAAGUCAAAGACUAAAAUUCUACAGAAUGAAAAAGAUCCUUACGAUUUCGAAACAGACUCCAUAAACGAAAGUAAAUCGAGUGAAAAAGGUCAAGAUAGUGGUUCCGACUCAGAAAAUGAAUCGCUGGCAUCCUCUAAGAGUUUUGGCAGCACAGAGUUGCUUGUAGAAUUAAAGAAAAAACCAAAACGCAAGAGAGGCGGUGGAUGGCAAUCGGGUGUUAUUAAACCUAAAAAGAAGAGGAAAGUAGAAGUAAAGCGCGCUCAGUCACCGCCCCGAAACCAAGUGCCCCGCUUGAACGUUCUUACACGAUACCAGAUUACGGCUGCUUCACUGAUAAAAACUAUUGUUUCUCUAAAAGUGCUUCCGAAUAUCAGUGUCGGUUGUGUGUAUCAACUCACAGUUGGAAAGACAUAGUGUUCCAUUAUAAAAAGCACCAUCCUCAUUCUGAAAUUCCACUUUCCCGUAUGAGUCCAGAUGUAGCGAGAGAAGCCAUCGAGCAGUGCGGAGACAUCGAUUUUGCUGCCAUCAGCAAAAUACCCACCGACAAAUAUACUUGUAGGUUCUGCUUUAUCGAGUUUGGUAAAAGAAGGGCUGUAUUGGAAUCGUUCUUCUGGCACGUAGUAAGUAUGCAUACCGGUGAAUACAAACAACUGUGCUCUGAAUGCAUUAAUGUAGAGAGGUGCCCAUUUAACUUGGACAUUCCACCUCCACCGAAGGACGUUAAAGGGCAACUCAUAGGGUAUAUUUGUGGCAAAUGCAAUUACACCCAGAUAUCGCUCGAGAACCUGAAAAUGCACGUUAUUCAUCGCCAUAAUGAUACUGAAACAGAGGUUUACACCAUAAACUUCGCUGUAAUGACAAAGAGUACUAUUAGCAGUCUAAUGAAAAGAAUAACGCAUUUGGCCAAUACACCUCGGCCCACUAGAAGUACUCGGUCAAACCAGAGCUAUACUGAAGCCAGUGAUGACAGGAGCGAGGUAACAGAAAGUGAGAUUGAAGCGCCGCACCCUGCUAAGACAUCCAAUGUCCCUGUCCUGGAAAAAUCUAGAAGGUUCUCAUUUAAUUCGAAGAUUUCGUU
Leguminivora glycinivorella is the source of this 9729-nucleotide messenger RNA. RefSeq names its product serine/arginine repetitive matrix protein 2-like. The transcript is spliced from 4 exons. NCBI's taxonomy places the organism in Eukaryota, Metazoa, Arthropoda, Insecta, Lepidoptera, Tortricidae. The record is from RefSeq and is a predicted model, not a curated record. Bases 1779 to 9065 code for a protein of 2428 amino acids.